Carassius auratus (goldfish) is the source of this 2026-nucleotide messenger RNA. RefSeq names its product nephronectin-like. The coding region runs from base 14 to 1774 and encodes 586 amino acids. Gene Ontology annotation, molecular function: calcium ion binding. The record is from RefSeq and is a predicted model, not a curated record. The transcript is spliced from 12 exons. Lineage: Eukaryota; Metazoa; Chordata; Actinopteri; Cypriniformes; Cyprinidae. Gene Ontology annotation, cellular component: membrane.
GUGGCCCAGACAGAUGGCCUCGUCCAAUGGGCUCUGUCGGUACGGCGCCCGCAUCGACUGCUGCUGGGGGUGGACACGUGUCUCCUGGGGCCAGUGCCAGCCGGUGUGUCAGCACGGAUGCAAACACGGAGAAUGCGUGGGACCCAACAAAUGCAAGUGCCAUCCAGGUUAUACAGGAAAAACAUGCAACCAAGAAGAGCAGGGCUAUGUUAGCCCCCCAUUAUGGCACAGUCGCCCUCCCGUUUAUGUUCCCAUGGACCACCAGCCGAUUGCGGUGCCUUCGGAGGACUUGAACGAGUGUGGCCUCAAGCCUCGGCCGUGUAAACACAGGUGCAUGAACACGUACGGGAGCUACAAAUGCUACUGCCUAAACGGCUACAUGCUGCUGCCUGAUGGGAGCUGUGGAAAUGCCCGGACAUGCAGCAUGGCGAACUGCCAGUACGGCUGUGAGGUAAUGAAAGGAGAAGUUCGCUGCCAGUGCCCUUCUCCAGGUCUACAGCUGGCUCCAGAUGGCAGGACCUGUGUAGACGUGGAUGAAUGUGCCACAGGUCAAGCGGUUUGUCCUCGCUUCCGUAAGUGCAUCAACACAUUUGGGAGCUACAUCUGCAAGUGCCACGAUGGCUUCGACCUGCAGUACAUCAACGGGAAAUAUCAGUGUGCAGAUGUGAAUGAAUGCUCUUCAAAUCAACACCAGUGUAGUCCACACGCCACCUGUUAUAACACACCUGGUUCAUACAAGUGCAAGUGUAAGGACGACUACAGAGGGGUGGGCUACGACUGCAAACCCAUCCCAAAGGUGGUAAUUGACCCGCCACGACCUGGAAAGACCACACCGAGCAGCAAUAACAACAAAGGGGGCAAUAAAAUUCCAGGCUCAGACCAGAAGAGGACCACCACAACAAUCAGACCACCAGUGACGGCUAAACGGAUCUCACCUACAAUAACCACUGAACCUCCUCCAACCAAAAAAAUCACCCCUCCAGCGAGAGUCCCAACGACCACCACCCGUAGGCCUCUCAUCCCAACACGUAAACCCCCUGUGGUGGCGACGACCAAACCUAAGCCCCCAUCCCGUCAAAAGCCUACCACAAAAUCCCCGGUGGUUACAACGGUGGUUCCCUUUAUUCCAACACACAGACCUUUCAUCCCAUUUGUGACGCCAGUUGAUAACAGCAUUAAAGACAAUAACCAGAAACAAAGAGGGGAUGUUCACAUACCACGAAAUCAUGGGCAGAACAAUGUGCUUGAUAUCGAUUUAGACAUUGAACUGGGCAACACGGAAGAGGAGCUGAAGGAUGCCCCAGAGACUGGACACCUGAGCUGCUCUUUUGACCACGGUCUCUGUGCAUGGAUCCAGCGCAGAGAGGGAGACCUUCACUGGGAGACAACAUCAGAUCCUUCAGGUGGGCGUUACCUGACGAUCUCAGAGGGCGGAGAGAAGCGAGGUGGGCGUGGCGCUCAGCUGAUCCUCCCCCUGACUGCGCCCUGGAACGAGGGGAACCUCUGCCUGGCCUUCAGACACAACAUGGCAGGGCACCACGUGGGCAUGCUGCAGGUGUUCGUCCAGAAGGGGCGGCAGCACAGUCCCGCCGUCUGGGGUCGAACGGGAGGAAACGGCUGGAGGUCGACGCAGAUCACCAUUUGGGGCAAUGGGCUAGAAAGCGUGGUUGUGAAGGGCGAGCGGCGGAGAGGCCGUAAAGGCGAAAUAGCGCUGGACGACAUGAGUCUCAAACGGGGCUCCUGUCAGGAAGAGCACAAUCUGAGGAGACUUUAACACCGACAGAGACUUUUAAUGCCAGCUUUAUUCAUGGGACUCUAGGAAGACGGACACUUUACAGAAAUGGAAGUGGCUUCCUGUCAGUCCCAGUACAGUUUCGGUGCACUUCCUCUGGCCUUCCUCAGUGGCUACAAGUGCAUGUUCCAGCUCAGUACAGUGCUGCAGGGAUGACAUAUUUUUUAUAGGCCAAAUCCUUGAAGUUUGCAUUUUCCUACUUUAGUUCAUCGUCCUAAAGUCAAUGAUUUUAAU